Thunnus maccoyii (southern bluefin tuna) is the source of this 2974-nucleotide messenger RNA. RefSeq names its product major facilitator superfamily domain containing 4Aa (gene slc60a1a). The coding region runs from base 557 to 2062 and encodes 501 amino acids. The transcript is spliced from 10 exons. The record is from RefSeq and is a predicted model, not a curated record. Lineage: Eukaryota; Metazoa; Chordata; Actinopteri; Scombriformes; Scombridae.
GACAAUGUUUUAGCUGCCUUAAAAUUAUUAACAGGCACACACAUGCAGUGGACUGUGUGACUGAGAGAUGCUGUGAUAGACUGCAGAUCAGUGGCUGCUAGUUUGGUGUCCAGAGCCCACUAAGGGCCAUGAAUGAUGACUACGUUUAACUUUUUUACUUUUACUAUAUAUUUGAUGUUUUUACAGUUGGCAUACCCCCACAGUUUUAAAACUAACUAUCUUUUCUGAAUCAUAAACAAUGACAAACUUUUUUAGUGGAAUGAUGGUGACAGGAAAAUAAUAAUUUAGCCUAUAUGGUUUUAUGGCCUAACUCUCAGAGAAGAACUGAUGUGAAAGCAGUCAGAAAGAGGGCGGUGCAUUGUGCCAAUAAGCGUGACGUCCGUCAACAGGAUAACUGGCUCUUCACUGGGAAGUGCCUCGCCUGAGUGACUUCUAAAGCUGUGUUUACUUUGUCCUGGCAGUCUGCUUGGUUGUUUUUGACUGGCCACGCCAUCAGUGUAAAUGAGCAGCUGGCAGCUGUGCAGCGCUCAGGUAGAAGCUCCUGUGAAGGAACGACAUGAAGCUGCUGGACGAGCGGAUCUGGUCGCUGUUUAAGCGCCAUUGGCGUCAUACUCUGACCUACUGGAGUGUGUUCUUCAGCUUUGGCCUGUGCAUCGCCUUCCUGGGACCCACCAUCCUGGACCUGAGAUGUCAGACCCAGUCCACCCUGCAACAGAUCACCUGGGUCUUCUUCUCCCAGCAGUUCUUCCUGCUGGUGGGCAGCAGCGUCGGAGGGCUCUUCAAGAAAACACUUCUGUCAUCCCUGUCAGCCCUCUUUUCCUGCACUCUCAUCAUCUCCCUCGUGUUUGCCAUCAUACCACUAUGUCAUCAUGUGGUACUGUUGUCCAUUGCCAUGGCCAUUGCUGGCAAAGCCAUGGGGGUGAUUGACACUAUUGCCAACUUGCAGCUGGUGAAGCUGUACCAAAAGGACUCCGCCAUCUUCCUUCAGGCCUUGCAUUUCUUCACAGGCCUCGGAGCGCUGGUCAGCCCACUGGUGGCUGAUCCUUUCCUGGCUGAGGACAGCUGUGUCCUGGGUGCCAACUGGACCACCAACUCGUCGUCCUCCUCUUCUUCAGACCUGCACCACCUCCGCAGCAGCCUGGCUGGGCACGGAGCAGCACUGCAAAACAUUUCUCAGUAUCCGCUGAAUACUGAUGGCACUGUCAUCACCAGGGUGUCCUACGCUUUCUGGAUCAUGGCUCUUAUCAAUCUCCCUGUGCCAGCAGCAGUGCUCACAUUGAUGUACUAUGAAAGAUUGCUGCCUUGCUUUAGCAACAGUCCACGUCUGCUUGACAAAGACUCUCUGGCCAGCACGAGCCCCGCUGGGGACAGUGGCCAAGGUCAUGGGAGUGUGUUUGGUUGCUGUAACCCCGCCAAACUCCGGAAUCGCCCUCCAACUUUCUUCCUUCUUCACGCUCUGGGCGGAGCCAUCCUCUUCAUCACUGAUGGAAUUAUAGGCUCCUACGCUGGCUUCGUCUACACCUACGCUGUUUCCCCUCCUCUGCUGAUGGCUCAUAAGACCGCCGGCUAUCUGGACAGUAUAUUCUGGGCCUCCAUCACAGCAGGAAGACUGGCUUUCAUUUACAUGUCCUACAGAUACACAGCACCAAGGCUGCUGACCUUCAGUCUGGUUGGGGUCAUACUGGUGCAGUGCACAUUGUUGAUCUUCUACACCAGCUGUGUGUUCCUCUUCAUCGGUACUUGUGUGUUGGGACUGUGCAUCAGUAGUGUGUUCCCCUCCAUGCUGGCCCAUACAGAGGACUUACUGGACUAUAAAGGUUGUGCCACAACUGUUCUGGUGACCAGUGCCAGCACAGGAGAGAUGAUACUGCAGCUGCUUGUUGGAUCGGUGAUCCACAGUAAGGGCAGCUAUUCCUUCCUGUUGUGUUGCACAAUCGCAUCCUUCAUCGGCUUCUGCCUGUUCCUGCUGCUCCUCUAUGUCCAGCACAUCCACAGAAACCGCUACACAGAUUCCUCUAAAAACAUGGACAUGAAAGAGAAGCCAAAUCCAGGAGGCUCAUGAUCUGAGGAUCCAUGGAGAGACCCGAGGACACAAAUGAUCCGAAUGUGCCUGCUGAGGACAAUGGAAAGAGGAGCACGGGAAGAAAAAUCUCAGGGAAAACUGGCAAUCCUUCAUCUUCCCCCAGUAUGAGAACGGGCGCUUCAUCUUGACCUCCUCUAACUGAACAUUUGUGACCUAAAGAGAGGUGUAACUUCAAGCCUGAUGAUCAACAAGUAGCUUAAUGGAUGCACAAUACUUAAUUUAAUUCUUGGCACAACCGUCACUUGCUGUAGCUUCAUUUAUAAGGCACUUUAAUGAUUUUUUAAUGAUGUUGCCUUUUCAGUAUGAAUGUGAAUGGACUGUGGAGGUCUGAGUGUUGGUACUGUCAAACAUCUACAGCAUAUUAGGUUGCUACUGUUCAAAUAUGACCUCUGUUUUGAGUGCUACAGCACCUGGUGUCUUGGUGGCGGGACGGAGCAGUCAGACAUUAACAGCACAAGAUGUAGUGACAGAGCAUAGAGAUGUGGUUAGUUAGAGAUCUUUUAUUAUUGGUCUCACCUAACUCUUCCGUUAGGAGCACUUCCUCUACAUCCUCUCACACAUAGAUACGCCACUUAAGACAAGUAGCUUGUAAACAUUUGAAAAAGCCUCAAACAAAUAGAGAACUGGACAGAACAAAGCAAGAACUGUGAGUCUUUUCUUUUAAAAGGAGAUUUUACAUUUCAAGGUAAGUUCAAGGAGAAACAUAUUCAGAAGACAGAAAUGAAGAAUUAUGCAAACUAACAGGAGGACAUUUUUACAUGGGCUUUAGGGCUUUGGGGUCACUAUCCAGCUAUUGUAUAGUUUUUAUCAAAGUUAAUGCAAAAAUGCCAUGUAAGCUACCAAUUCUAUUGGGCUCUACUAUAAAUUCAAAUAAAUAAAUAUUGUGUGGUA